AUGUUGGCCAAGCUGUUCGUAGUGCUAUUGAGCUAUCUCCUUCUGGUGUUUCUUGCCGCUCGAAUCUUCGAAAUUUCAUCAACAUGGCUGAAAGCUGGUUGUCUGGCUAGUCAGCUGUUGAGUCCGUUCGCUCUGAGUGUCAGAAAACUAAAAGCGAUUUUGGAAGAAAGGGGCGUUAGUUACACGGGUUUGGUGGAGAAGAAAGAGCUUGCUGAAUUAGUCGAGGCUUGCGGAGCGGUGACAGGGGCCGAAAGCUGCUCUAUUGGCACCGAAAGUUCUGGAGAAGACGAAGAGGAAAGCAACGAGCUGCAAUUUACUGGAGCAUCUCACUUCUUUGAGGAAGUGGAAGAUACCAAAGCAGGGACAUGGUUGGUUGAUGUCAUACCUGAAGGUCACUCGUCCUUGCUCCGUAGGAAGCAAUGGUUGGUCCUCAAAAGGAAGAUCGUUCGAUUUGGUAUUCGAAUCGGAACAUUUUACUGUGGCAAUGAUCCGAGAUUGUGCAUUAAGUAUGGCUGGAAGGAGCCGUCCCUCGCUAUUUCUAUGCCUCAGGGAAAUCAACCGAAGGGUAACGUCAUUUUAAAAACAUACAAUUCAAAACCUUCGGUGGAACUGGUGUUCAGGUGGAUUAGCAAAGAGCUGUCUUUUAAGAUAGAAACAUUUGACAGAGUAGAAGAAUUUUCUAAUGCAUUUAAAGCGAAAAUAAAAGAAAAUCCCGUCUAUGUCGUAUUAUUCACGACAUUACCAGAACCUCCUUUAUACCUUGCUUCCCUUUCAGUUCAGUUUACGGGAAGAGUUCGAUUUGGACACGUACGAGUAUUCGAUUGGACGAGAAAAAAACAUAUCCUGAAAAACUACAACAUCAAAGAUUUUCCAAGCCUCGUGAUAUUUACACCAGAGGGGAAUUUGACGUACGGUUAUAGAAAAGGAGAGUGGAUAAGAUAUCAUAACCUUGAACUAUUCCUAAAAACACUACAUCCAGAAGUGAAUGAUGUAUUUGUGACAGUGUUCCUGAUGAUAAAUGUGGGCUGUUGUAUGGCUUUAUUCAUAAUAGAUGGGGGCAUACUGAAAAGAUUACUUAACUUCAUAUGGCUCCUGAUAUUUUAUAAUACCAGCCUUAUAAUUCUUUGCCUUCCAGUCCUCUCAAUAUUGCAACUACCGUUACUGACUCCAGUUCUGGAUUUUGUCCUGAAAUACUCCAGAUAUACUAUGACAUCAGAUGCUGCAGCAAUUAUGAGAAAUUACUUAAGUUUGGGAUUACAACACAAGUGGUUAAUGUUUGGGGGAUAUUUUUGCUAUGGUAUAAUGAUAUGGUGGGUGCAGAAGAGAAUUAGAUGGUACUUUGGAUACGAGAGUGAAAGUGACAAUGUAACAUCAAUCACAGAAUGGUUUACUCAAGAUCUUCACUACUUUACAAAUGUUGUACAGACAUUUCCCUCUUUGGGACAGUCACGAAUAAACUACGGUGUUUCUGGUCUUGAGGAUGGGUUUGAACUUCUUAUUCGACGCCUUGCAGUCCCUGAACUGUGGCUCCGUCCUGUUAUUCCCACUGAAUAUCUUAACAGCCUCCCAGUUUGGAGAUUCUGUCAUUCUCAGGUGAAUCAUAACUCUGACAACAAACAUAAGCAGUGCACAAGCAAGCACAAUUCUUGUUGCAAAGAAUCUGUAAAACCACCUGGGAUGUUGGUGGCACAAGACUGCUCAAUAUGUCUGGAGGAUUUCAAAAGUGGUUGCAUGUUACUUGGCCUCCCUUGUGGUCACUGUUACCAUCAGAGGUGCAUUGAAGAGUGGCUUUGUGGGGGGAAUUCCAGUGGUCAUUAUUGUUGUCCUGUGUGUCGCUGGCCUGCUUUUAAGCAAAAGCCUCCGGCAUUAGGAGCAAACCCAAUAAGAAGUCAAGCUCAAGAGACAAAUGUUUGA
Messenger RNA from Pocillopora meandrina, 1914 nucleotides. The record is from the annotation of a GenBank genome assembly. NCBI's taxonomy places the organism in Eukaryota, Metazoa, Cnidaria, Anthozoa, Scleractinia, Pocilloporidae.